UUGUGUCAAUGGCUGCUAUCACGAGCAGUUGAAAACCAGGCAACAUGUCGCCAGAGUACCGCUGGACUGACACGAGCAAUAACACUGACUCAACUAGCUUGCAUUUCUUGCGUCAAGAGUUCCAACAGUGGUGAUUCAAUCCAUAUUAGCCUCGUCCAUUUUACUGCUAUCAAAGAGGUAAUUGGCCUAUCUAUCCAAAUCCACACGACCAUGAAAAAUGUGACCUUUCAAACCUUACAUAUAUUGUACAGGAUGUUUCUGAUGACUGUGCUAAUAGAAAGUUUAUCGCGCGAUAGAGGGGAUAAUUCGAUCCGUCCUGAGGUCAGAAGUCUUCCUUGAGACUCGAUCAUUAUCCCAUAUGGCCUCGGUAACCGCGUCCUCCUCUAAUGACAUCUAAAUUGGUAUCCAGACUCACUAGCCAGACUCACUAGCGGGCUCGCUUACCACCAAGACACAGCCCAGUUCCACUACACGCCAUAACCGAGUUCUCAGAGCGGUACGAGUCGGGUCGAGCAGCUACGCAGACAAAGCAUAGUGGACACGAUGUGGUUCAUAAUAGUGUUUAAGCUAGCGCCCGUAUUGAAACCUUAAAAUGCUGUCGAGUGUACCGGCAAUUGAGCUGAGGAGCCGUACCUGCUCUGCAUAAGGUGGCCUUAACAGUUUAGAGUUUGAUAUGGCAAUGUCUUGCCUGUGUGUUGACAUGUUCACUGUAGACCCCUGAUCUAUGGUAACCUACUGCAGCACUUCAUACGAUUUUCUAGGCUUGGACGCAUCAUUUUCGCUCAACAAAAAACUGGUAAAACCAUUAUUGCUAGUCUAUACCUCGCAGGGAGUAGCGAGGCACCAAAAGAUCAUCGAUGCGCCCUGCGUCUACAUAACAGUAGCACCAUUUCUUUCGCGAAUCGACCGGAAGCAUAUCCUGCUUGAGUCUAGUUACACGCGACGAAAUGAAGAUCAAAUUCAAGUGCGUUGUGGGUGAGGCUGCAAGCGCUUUGUAGCAUGAAGCUUGGCUUUAUCUCCACUCGGAGACAUAUCAAGCUCCGGAAUGCUCGCACGCUCCGAAGCAGAUGAAGUCUAAAUUGGCUUGUUCUCACCGCACUCCGAUACCAUCCGUAUGUGGGGACUUUCCUUUCAAUGACUGAGACUCCACUUACUGCUUUGGCAUGGAUGAUGUCUGAGAUCGUCGUCGACGUGGAGAGGGUUCAGAAUUCCGUUGGUAGACUUUGGUUCACGAUAGAACAAAGUCAUGUGGUUUCUGAAAACAAUGGAAAUCAUAUCACAGUUCUCCUAGAGCUUGUAUACUGUGCGUGCCCUAUCUUGUUAAAAAGCUCACAGGCGACCAAGAUGGCAUGCACAAUGUACCAAGAAUGUACCAAGAUCCAUAUGCUUCUCCACUUAAUAGUUGUCUAGGCAUGGUACUUCGGUCACAUAUCUCCGAAUAGGCGAUCAUGGGAAAUUUCUUCCCUUAUAGCUAGAUCAUAUGUAUCUACAUGGAUCUCCCGAGUUCAUUCUGCUUCCACUUGCGGUUUCGAAUUCGUCCUCGAGCAGAUUUCGGGACCUUCCGAGGUUGACAUGUACGGAACGAAUGUGAAGGGUGAUGCAAUAUGGAAAUAGCUAUAUCCAAAUUCUACUAUUUGCAUGCUGUUUUUUGUUGGGGUUUUCAGGCAUUCUGGAAGCAGUACAUGAUAGCGUCACACUGCACGACGCUUCGACAGCACAUCGCCUUCGCGCGGCAACCCAUCUAUGUGCGAUGAUACACAAUGUCGGAUAUCAAUCAUACGAUAAAUGCUUACCACUUGUUCGAGCGGUUUUACCCCACGCACUCACACUACCCAACUAGCGUCAAGUGCGCCGAUGUUGGGGAUCGAAGGCUCCACGGAUACGUCACUUCCGAUAGAAGCUCGUGCGCGUAUCUUGUUCGAGACUGUCGGUACCCUAAACCUUACGGCCAUCUCGUCUCGUGGUCUUGGGUUGACGUUAUGUAUUGCGCGUUGCGCAUGAGACGAAGAGACUAGACAGGUAAAGAGCAGGAAUUUCGAGACCCUGAUCGUCGCUGUAUCCACUCUUUUUCCUUUUUCUCCCACUCUCCACCGCAACCACACCACACGGCAGUUGCUAGCCAAAUGACAUCCCCCACCUAUAUGUGUAGCGUCCCAGGCCCACAAGCAUGGUACUGUGCACAUGGCCGGACGCGCAUCCUGCGACAAAAGAUCGAAUGUUGCAUGUUUGAUAGUCUGGUUGAGUAGCGAGAACAGUAAAAAAUUCCUCGGGUCCAGGAGAAGAGGUGGAGAUGUAUCAUGUCUUUCUGGCCGUUGCAGGGUAUAACGGUCCUUUUC
This is a messenger RNA of Periconia digitata, 2336 nucleotides long. The record is from the annotation of a GenBank genome assembly. Lineage: Eukaryota; Fungi; Ascomycota; Dothideomycetes; Pleosporales; Periconiaceae.